AUGUCCUCCUCCGAGCUUCAGUACAUCGUCGAACUUAGUGGCCAACGGUUGCUCCCUGUCCCUAACAUGAACAACCACACUCCUACUUCUAACUGUCUACAGACCUUAAAGGACAGGGCCCACGCAUGGUUCAAGCUUAACAUGCACUCUUUCAAAACAAUCACCAUACAAGACAACUCUCUGACAAACAAAAGGCGCGUUAUCGACAGGCAUUUUUACUCGUGGAAUUUUCGUAGUGACCUGGCCAUGAUAAUUCCAAUAUUACCAAAGCCCUCGCAAAGAAAAAUCAAGCGCUCCUGGUCUUCAGCAACAUUGUCCUCGGUACCCCACUCAAUUAUGGAUGUGUUGAUGGACCCAGCGCAAAACCUGAUCGCCGUCGCGUGUCAUGUUCCUUACGAGAAUGAUCCUCUCACUUGGAUCUUCAAUAUUAACCUUGGAGCCCUAGAUGGUGGUGGUAUUCACCCACAAGCUGCUGGACGGAGACUGCUUCUGGUGCCGUCCGGUAGGUUCAGUGCAAUGUCUACGAAGCUCGAGUGUUGUGGGAGGCAUAUAGCCUUGCAGUAUUGCUCGUUUUCUGUACCUGGUAUGACUCGUUGCACGCAAGACUGGCACCUGCAUAUUUGGGAUUGGAAAGAUUCGAUGACAUCGAAGAGCUUCCUAUCCUUCCCACCCGACGUCCAGGUUGAUUUUUGUUUCCUUGGAAAUGAUAGGUUGCUCGUUGUCGUUGGUGGCGAUCUGGCGGUCUAUUCAAUCGAAGAUAUGUCCCAGACGCCACGUUUGCUGGCGUGUUUCCGAUUGCCAUUCCCAUUGUCGGACAUACAAUGCCUUCUUCCGAUAGAUCAUACCGAGCAGAUGCAGAUGCAAGCCCAACUACAAACAGUGACGUACACAUCAGACCCUACACAUCAACUACUAUGCCUCACUGCAUCUUAUGAUACUGCUACUGUGAUUUUCAUCAUCUCUACUAGGAUUUUCUUCGACCUCGACGAAGUUGCAGCGACAAUGCCGAAACCAUGGGAAUGUUGGGGCCCUUUGAAUACUCGUAUUUUCUGGUAUCGCCAGCAAUGCAAAGUCCACGUUUGUGGAAAUCGAGUUUUGCAGGCUAUCAGGGUGACUACGCCAGACGAGCGUCGUGUAAAGCACGAAUUACGUCUGAUGGACUUCAGCCCAAUGGCUGUGACAAACAGGGAGGGUCUUGGGCGUGUGGUAAAAGAGCCGUCUACGAUAAAAACGAGUCACUUGGCGGAGAGCGCCACCGAAGAAGAGAGCUUCGAAAUUACAACAUCCUUGCCUUACAUCGAGGUCGUGUUGGAUAGGAAGAUCAAUGUUUGCGACUUGAAGGGCAUGUGGCUCGACAAGGAUAGGAUUUAUUUGCUCAACGCAAUUGAGGAAAGUCAAGGUUCUUAUUUUAUAUGGCAAUCCAGCAGGCUCACGGUCAUCGAAGUCUAGAGCAGAGCUCGUCGUAAUCAUAUAUCAGCUUGGCACAAUAUUGGUAUUACUUAUGAAGAUAGAUUGUAUCCCACUUCUGGCGUAUGCACGUCAUCGAACACACCCAGGAGGAGCGGAUCUUAGAGACGAUGUUGGAGCUGGGAAUGAUGCCGGCGCGGAAGGAGGCAACAGUCAAAAACCACGCAGAAGAGAACAACAGUCCCGAAGCCAGCCACAGUGAUGAGGUAUACUCUAUGUAGGACAGUACUGUCUAGUCAGGGAGCCCCAUGCUCCGUCCCUUCGUUACAUCCCCAAAUGC
Messenger RNA from Suillus bovinus, 1747 nucleotides. RefSeq lists its product as uncharacterized. The coding region runs from base 1 to 1449 and encodes 482 amino acids. NCBI's taxonomy places the organism in Eukaryota, Fungi, Basidiomycota, Agaricomycetes, Boletales, Suillaceae. The record is from RefSeq and is a predicted model, not a curated record. The transcript is spliced from 3 exons.